Molecule: messenger RNA, 562 nt
Organism: Drosophila busckii
Lineage: Eukaryota; Metazoa; Arthropoda; Insecta; Diptera; Drosophilidae
Exons: 1
Coding region: 148-516 (122 amino acids)
Biological process (GO): vacuolar proton-transporting V-type ATPase complex assembly
Cellular component (GO): endoplasmic reticulum membrane
Source: RefSeq, a predicted model, not a curated record
AUCGGGCGAGAGCAGACCUGUACAAACAGUGCGUUCGUACAAAGAGCGACUACAACAGAUAAUAGGCUGCGUUGAAAUCAAAAAGAAAGGCAGGUGUACACUUAUUCAACAUAUCAAACCUCUAGUAUUAUUAGUAAGCUGAGCAAAAUGGGAAAGAAUUCCAAGAACAAUCAAACGGUGGCUGCGCAGCCAGUGCAAUCUACUAAAGCUGUAACACAUAGUGAGCCCAAGGAGUCACAGAGACAGUCUGGGGAUACCAGCCUGGAAGUGUUUCUCUGGCUGUUGGCAUUUAGUGUGCUUAUGUUCACCCUACCCUUUUUGGGUUUUUAUGGCGUGCGUAGCUGGCUGCAGGAAUCCUUCACCACACUGAGCACAUUUGAAGUGAAUUGUUAUUCUGUGCUAACCGCUGUACUUGUUGUCAAUGCAAUUGUGGCCAUGUAUGUGGUAAAGGCAAUGCGCGAAAAAGUAACGCCUGCUCCAAGCAUUGAGGAGGAUGAGAACAAGAAAGAGCAGUAGUAUUAUCCUUAAGACAAUUUUAAUAAAUAUCAACUGCAAAUUUAAA